AUGGCACAACCAACACCAGCACUGACACCAACUGUACCCGACGAGAGCGCCUCCUUCAACGUCUACUCACAAGCGCUCGCCCGCCGCCCUCUCCCCUCCGACCCGGCCGUGCGCGCCGACGUCGAGCACGUCCUCGAGCACGGCUACGUGAUCAUCCCGAACUGCUUCAGCGCGGACGAGGCGCGCGAGGCGCGCGACGAGAUCAAGCGCCUGCUCGCCAAGGACUCGUCGCCGGACCGGCCGCCGCUGGCCGGGCGCAACAGCUUCGAGGGCCUCAGCACGAACCGCAUCUACUCGCUGCUCAACAAGUCGAGGGUGUUUGACAAGUUUGUCAUCCUGCCGCGCGUCCUGGCACUGAAUGACUUUUUCCUCGAUCAGGGAUACCUGCUGUCGGCAUUCCACACAAUCUCGAUCAACCCUGGCGAGAAGGCACAGGCGCUGCAUCACGAUGACGGGUAUAUCCAGUUUCCUCGGCCACGGUUGCCGUUUGGAGCAGCGAUAAUGAUAGCAUUUGACGAGUACACAGCCCAGAAUGGUGCCACACGAAUCAUCCCCGGGUCGCACAAAUGGGACAGUUCUCGACGAGGCACGCCCGAAGAAACCAUCCCGGCGCUCUGUCCCGAAGGCGGGGUCGUCUACUUCAUCAGCACCCUGUGGCACGGUGGUGGAGCCAACGUGUCGGACAAGCCUCGACAGAGUGCCACAGUGCAGUACUGCCAGCCUUACAUCCGGCCCAUCGAGAAUCAGAUCCUGGCGGUGGAUCCAAGAAAGCUGGACGAGAUCCCGCCACGCAUCGUGGAGAUGAUGGGAUAUAAACAUAUGCAGCCCUUCAUGGGUUAUGCGGACGGGCUGGGCCCUCGAAGGGCAGCGAGGCGCAUGGUCAAGUGGCUGCGGGAGGAGGUGGACCAAGAUCCUCCGACUUUUGCGCACGGGUUCAGAGAAGACUCCAAGCUGUAG
This is a messenger RNA of Fonsecaea erecta, 957 nucleotides long. RefSeq lists its product as hypothetical. Bases 1 to 957 code for a protein of 318 amino acids. The transcript is spliced from 3 exons. The record is from RefSeq and is a predicted model, not a curated record. Lineage: Eukaryota; Fungi; Ascomycota; Eurotiomycetes; Chaetothyriales; Herpotrichiellaceae.